AUGGGCCUGGUCGACAAAACCCGGUCCAUCGGACCACCCGGCAGGAUCCAGGCCAUCGGCUUACUCGCCAAGACCCAACCCAUCGGCUUACUCGACAAGACCCAUCCACCGGCCUACUCGACGGACUCUGCGCAUUCUCGCGACGAGGGAUAUGACGAGGAACGGCUUGGCAUACUUCAAGGGCACCCCAAACACGACAAAAUCUUCGACUAUAUUGUCGUUGGAGGCGGAACGGCUGGCAACGCAAUUGGUGUAAGGCUAGCCGAAGCCGGGUUCCACGUUGCAAUUGUUGAGGCCGGCUCUCUCUACGAAGAUAAGGACCAUGGCAUACACACCAUUCCUGGCCAAGAUAUUGUCGGCGUUGGAUCGCAAGCAGACGAUGUCGUUGAAUCCGACGUCGAUUGGAAGUUCCACACAGUGCCUCAACCCGGUGCAAAUAACCGCAAAAUGCAUUUUGCUCGAGGCAGAUGUCUGGGGGGCUCUUCAGCCCUGAACUUCAUGAUCUAUCAUCGGGGCACCAGAGGCACUUAUGAUAGGUGGGCGGACGACGUUGGAGACGAUUCUUACAGGAUCGACAACUUCCUCCCGUUCUUCAAGAAGAGUGUCAGCGCCACGGCCCCUGAUACGAAUAAGCGCAAGGCCAACGCUUCUACAUCUACACAUUUCGACGCCCAUGACUUUGCGCCACUCGGUCAAGGGGGCCCCGUUCAAGUCAGCUACCCACACUGGGUCUCGUCCUGGUCUACCUGGCUAGAGCAAGGGCUUCGGUCCGUUGGUUUGAAGAGAACAGAUGGUUACAAUCACGGUAACCUCAUAGGCUACCACUAUACGACGGCAACUAUCAACCCGAAAGACGCAACAAGAAGCUCAUCAGCUCAAUACGUCUAUUGGGCCAAGAAGAAACAGCUCCGGAAUCUCAAAGUCUUCCUACGCACUCAUGCAACAAAAGUCCUGUUUAAGCAAAAAAAGGCUGUAGGAGUGACAGUUGACCACUACGGCCAGACUUAUCAUCUGACAGCUAGGAAGGAGGUCAUCCUGAGCGCCGGUGCAUUCCAGUCGCCCCAGCUUCUCAUGGUUUCCGGGAUUGGGCCUGUUGAAACCUUGCGCAAGUUCGACAUCCCGACUAUCGUUGCUCUUCCUGGAGUCGGGCAGAACAUGUGGGACCAUAUUUUCUACGGCCCAGCUUAUGAAGUAAACUUUCCUACGUUAAACGAACUCCUUAGCGACCCUAAGGCGGCAAAGUUUGCUGAGGAACAAUAUAGCCACCACCAGGCUGGACCACUUACCUCCAACAUUAUCGAGUUCCUCGGUUGGGAGAAGCUUCCGCGAAAAUAUCGGUACAACUUUUCGUCUCAAACAAGAAAGGACUUGGCCCAGUUUCCAGACGAUUGGCCAGAAGUCGAGUACCUCGGCGCUGACGGCUAUAUCGGAGACUUUACCUCCCCUAGCAAACAUCAGCCUCCUGAUGGCAAGAUGUACGCUUCGAUCUUGGGUGCUUUAGUGGCCCCGUUAUCGCGCGGCAACAUCACCAUCCGGUCGGCAUCGGCCUUGGACGCGCCGGUCAUCAGCCCUAAUUGGCUAGAGGAUAAGGGUGACCAAGAGGUUGCUAUUGCGUGGUACCGGCGCAUGCGAGAUGUGUGGGGGACUCGGGCUCUGCAAUCUAUCGUCUUGGGUCCGGAAGCCUACCCCGGAUCCGACGUGCAAUCGGACGACGAGGUAUUGAAUCUCGUGCGAGAUUCGGUAAUGACAGUAUGGCAUCCCGCUUGUACCUGCAAGAUGGGGAAAAGGAAUGAUAAGAUGGCCGUCGUGGACCACCGGGCCCGUGUGUACGGCGUGUCGGGCCUACGCGUUGUCGAUGCGAGCGCUAUGCCUUUCCUACCGCCCGGGCACCCGCAGAGCACAAUCUAUGCUCUGGCCGAGAAGAUUGCCUACGAUAUUAUUCGAGGGGAGCGCAAGGACAAGUAUUACGAUGGUGCGCACGAUGGCGAGUACCGUCAAGGCGUGUACAAGGGCGAGCAUCGUCAGGGCGGGUACGGCGGUGAGCAUCGUCAAGGCGUGUACAAGGGCGAGCAUCGUCAGGGCGGGUACGACGGUGAGCAUCAAGGCGUGUACAAGGGCGAGCAUCGUCAGGGCGGGUACGACGAUGAGCAUCGUCAUGGCGGGUAUGAGGGCGAGCAUCGUCAGGGUGGGUACAACGGUGAGCAUCGUCAAGGCGUAUACAAGGGCGAGUACCGUCAAGGCGUGUACAAGGGCGAGUACCGUCAAAGCGUGUACGAGGGUGAGUAUGGUCAAGGCUGGUAUGAGUAUGGUUAUUGA
This is a messenger RNA of Hirsutella rhossiliensis, 2316 nucleotides long. Its product is annotated as GMC oxidoreductase domain-containing protein. Bases 1 to 2316 code for a protein of 771 amino acids. The transcript has 3 exons. NCBI's taxonomy places the organism in Eukaryota, Fungi, Ascomycota, Sordariomycetes, Hypocreales, Ophiocordycipitaceae. The record is from RefSeq and is a predicted model, not a curated record. Gene Ontology annotation, molecular function: flavin adenine dinucleotide binding; oxidoreductase activity, acting on CH-OH group of donors. Gene Ontology annotation, biological process: secondary metabolite biosynthetic process.